Molecule: messenger RNA, 583 nt
Organism: Saccostrea cuccullata (small rock oyster)
Lineage: Eukaryota; Metazoa; Mollusca; Bivalvia; Ostreida; Ostreidae
Product: NADH dehydrogenase [ubiquinone] iron-sulfur protein 6, mitochondrial-like
Biological process (GO): mitochondrial electron transport, NADH to ubiquinone
Source: RefSeq, a predicted model, not a curated record
CAUAGAGGUGAAGGUCGUUGAAACGAAACUAAACAAACUUCUAUGGCUUUGACAAGGGCACUGGCGAGAGUGCGUGUUUUACGUACGUCUGUUCGUUUGUUAGCCACAAAACCUGAUGAAGGAAGAUUUGUGGAAUAUGAAGUAACACAUACAGGACAGGUGUGGGACAAAGAUGACUAUAGAAGAAUUAGAUUUGUAGACAAAAAGAAGCUGGUGAACAAGAAUUUUGCCAUUAAUCUGAUAGCGGAGGACCCUGUUGUUGUUUGUCCAGAGAAGACAGUGUGGAGUAAUAGCGGUGGUGCCCUGGGCCACCCCAAAGUCUACAUUAACCUCGAUAAACCACAGGUAUCAACAUGUGGAUAUUCUGGGAGAAAGUUUAUAUACAAGGGCUUUUAUAACGAAGCUGAACAUGGACCCUCUAUAACUUAUGAUCAAUAUCUUGAAGAAAUGAAACCAAAAGAACGGAAUUAACUUCACAAAGGGAAUUCUGCUUUAGAGAUACACUACAGUUUGUCAGUUAUUGUUUAUAAUGUACAAAAAUUAAAACUUUUGAUUUUCCAAUAAAAUAAUAUGAAAUUAUAAA